UCCCUUUUUCUGUCUUCCUCGUCGUCGUCGUCCUCGUCAGACCAGCAAGUCCAAAUGGAAUGCCUGCGCCGAUAACAUAGCAGUGUCACUAGCACUCUCGCGCGAAGUCCGCGACCGCGAGGCAGGCGGAGAGCGAGCGAGCAGCCGAGCAGGCGGGCCAUGGCGGCCACCGCGAGGGGCGGCGUGGGCGAGAUCCGGGCGGGCGACGUGGAGGCGGCCGGGCUCGCCGCGGCGGACGCGGCGGCCUUCCUCGCCGCGCUCCGCUCGGCGACCGGCAAAUACGGCGGCGACGCGGCCGCGGCGUGGGCGGCGGUCGUGGCGGCGGGGGUGCUGCGGCCGGACCACCCGCACGCGCUCCACCAGCUGGUGUACUACUCCGUCUACGCCGGCUGGGACCGCGCCAAGCGAGGCCCGCCGCCCUACUGGUUCCCCUCCCCGAUUGACUGCAAGCAAACAAAUCUUGGGAGAGUGAUGGAAGAGAAUGGACCCAAGCUGUUAGGAGCAUCAUAUAAGGAUCCAGUUUCGAGCUUUCGCCUCUUCCACAAAUUCUCUGUUCAGAACCAGGAGGUCUACUGGAAACUGGUGCUAAAGGAGCUCUCCAUCAAGUUCGUGAAAGAACCGACGCCGAUUCUAGAUGCAUCAGAUAAAUCAAAGAAGGGUGGAACAUGGUUCCCAGGUGCAGUGCUCAACAUUGCUGAAUGUUGUCUGCUACCUUGGCCUUCCCAGAGCAAGACCGAUGAUAGCACAGCUAUUGUCUGGAGGGAUGAGGGCUUUGACGAUUACCCAGUGAACCGUAUGUCGUUGAAGGAGCUUCGCACCCAAGUGAUGACUGUUGCAAAUGCCCUUGAUACCAUGUUCCAAAAGGGCGACCGGAUUGCAAUAGACAUGCCCAUGACGUGCAAUGCGGUCAUUGUUUACUUGGCAAUCAUCCUUGGAGGCUUUGUUGUUGUGGGAAUAGCAGACAGUUUCGCACCUCAGGAGAUUGCGACUCGCAUGAGGGUCGCAAAAGCAAAGGCAAUCUUUACUCAGGAUUUCAUAAUUAGGGGAGGGAAGAAAUUUCCACUUUAUAGCCGUGUCAUGGAAGGGACUUCAUCCAAAGCUAUUUUAAUCCCUGCAACUGGAGACCUUCUUGGAGUUACACCAAGGAAUGGCGAUAUAUCCUGGAAAGAUUUUCUUUCUCGUUCUGCUGGAAGGUCAUCGAUAUACUCUCCAGUUUAUCAAUCUGCAGACGCCCUAAUUAAUAUACUGUUUUCAUCAGGAACAACUGGGGAGCCAAAAGCUAUACCAUGGACACAACUUUGUCCCAUAAGAUGUGGAGCUGAUACCUGGGGACAUUUGGAUGUUCGCCCAAAGGACAUAGGCUGCUGGCCUACAAAUCUGGGUUGGGUUAUGGGACCUAUUCAACUAUUCUCAUCCUUUCUAAAUGGUGCGACGUUGGCUUUAUAUCAUGGUUCUCCUCUUGGACGUGGCUUCUGCAAAUUUGUCCAGGAUGCUCGUGUGAGUGUAUUAGGAUCUGUGCCUAGCUUGGUGAAAUCAUGGAAGGCUGGUAAUCUUACUGAAGGGCUAGACUGGACCAAAAUCAGGGUACUUGCCACAACAGGGGAGGCUUCUGAUAUUGAUGAUAAUCUGUGGCUAUCUUCACGUACCUGUUACAAACCCAUUGUUGAGUGCUGUGGUGGCACAGAGCUGGCAUCCUCAUACAUUCAAGGGAGUCUUCUGCAGCCACAAGCUUUUGGAGCUUUCAGUGGUGCAUCGAUGUCCACUGGGUUUGUCAUACUUGAUGAACAGGGAAAUCCAUAUCCUGAUGAUCUACCUUGUUCUGGAGAAGUGGGUCUCUUCCCUUUAUAUUUCGGUGCUACCAAUCGGCUUCUCAAUGCUGACCAUGAUAAGGUUUACUUCGAUGGAAUGCCCAUUUACAGAGAACGGCAACUCCGACGACAUGGAGAUAUAAUCCAGAGGACAGUAGGUGGUUACUAUAUCGUGCAGGGCAGAGCAGACGACACUAUGAAUCUUGGAGGGAUUAAGACAAGUUCAGUGGAGAUCGAACGGGUUUGUAAUGGAGCCGAUGAGGGUUUGCUAGAAACAGCAGCUGUUGGCAUCAAACCUUCUGGCGGGGGACCAGAACAACUGGCUAUCUUGGCAGUGCUAAAAGAUAGAUCGGCACCAUACGAUGCAAAUAUUCUGAAGGGAAAGUUCCAGAGAGCCAUCCAGAAGAACCUCAAUCCCCUUUUCAGGGUGAGCUACGUCAAAGUCGUCCCCGAGUUCCCGAGAACUGCUUCGAACAAGCUGCUGAGAAGGGUCCUGAGGGAUCAGCUGAAGCAAGAACUUGCAAGUCGCAGCAAGCUAUAAUGCACCUGAGGGCCAAUUAUCUCUCUUCAACAAGAAAAUGGCUCUUCAUAAUCCAAGUUUAUUGAACUAAUGGUGUGUUACAUAAGCGAUUGUUCGAUUCCCUUUCAUUCACUUCAUUGAGGGUGUGUAGUUUCAUAACACUUGUUAUUGUAUUGUAUGUGUUCAGCGCAUUAGAAGUAAUAAAGCGAUGGCUUGCUAAAAUCGGACCACUCUGUAUGUUUGAAGGUUUUUAAGCCAUCACAUUUUCUUAUGUUUUCUCUUUACAUCUUUAUAAAACAAGAUGAGCGGCAUUAUGUAGUGUCAGAUCAAAACUCGGAUAUGUUUACUUUUUGUUACUCUUGCAAACUAA
Molecule: messenger RNA, 2698 nt
Organism: Triticum urartu
Lineage: Eukaryota; Viridiplantae; Streptophyta; Magnoliopsida; Poales; Poaceae
Product: putative CoA ligase CCL12
Source: RefSeq, a predicted model, not a curated record